Ictalurus punctatus (channel catfish) is the source of this 1472-nucleotide messenger RNA. RefSeq names its product transmembrane protein 187 (gene tmem187). Gene Ontology annotation, cellular component: transport vesicle. The record is from RefSeq and is a predicted model, not a curated record. The transcript has a single exon. NCBI's taxonomy places the organism in Eukaryota, Metazoa, Chordata, Actinopteri, Siluriformes, Ictaluridae. The coding region runs from base 309 to 1061 and encodes 250 amino acids.
UCUACAGUUGCACAACUCGGUGUAAUAAAUUUAUAUAUAAUAUUAUAGAAGUGUAUAUAAUAAAAUCUCCAAAAAAUAUUAAAUAUUAAAAUAUAUUUUCCAGGAAAGAAUUUGAAUCAGCAUUUAGGUUAUUUUUGUACUCUUGGUGCUUCCUAUACAAGCAAUAAAUGCAUAAAUAAAUAAAUAAUAAAUAAAUAAAUUCCCGGAACAGCAACACUUCCUGCGCACUACACUGAAGGUUAUGCAGCUUCUUGUUGCUCGCCAACGCUUUUUUUUUUUUGCUAUCUUGAAUUAGGGCUUUACUAACAAUGUCAGCAGUCGUGCACGUUUUGCUGCCCUUCUUUCUCUGCAUUGCUUUGGCGAACACUGACAUUUUCAACAAUGUGCUGGUGGACAUGUCCUACGAUGACUACGCCGAGAAGAGAGUGGAUCAGCUUCCUGGCUUUCUGGCCAUGCCGUUUAACUGUCUCGUCAACGUGGGUUACAUUAUAGUUGGGGUUUACUGGCUGAGCCGGAAGAUGGAUGAUCCCCGCGCCGCUUACACCAAGGACGUGUUCGCGCUUAUGGCCCUGGCGUACGGACCGGUCCAGUGGACGCGCCUGGCCACCCUGCGCCGCGCUCCUUCCGUCCUGGACCAGUGGUUCACGCUGCCCAUAUUCGCCUGGGUGCCGGUUUGGUGUCGGGUCAUUACGCACGGCUGGUCCGCUCGUUACGCGCUGACUGUGGAGGUGUGCUCUGUGGCGAGCUACGCGCUGGCGCUGCUGCAUGAGCGCGGCUUUGAGUUGGCUCUCGGUGCUCACAUCGCCGUGGCGCUGCUGCAGGCCGCCGCCGCUCAGCGCGUCUCCGGAGACCCGGCGUCUCUGCGCUAUUUCAUCCACGCUGGGCUGUCCUGUGCAGGAUUCGUGCUUUUAAAGCUCCUGGACCACGAGCUGGCCAAAUUCUGGCUCUUUCAAAACCUCACUGGACACUUCUGGUCCAAAGUGUGCGACAUUUUGCAGUUCCACUACAGUUUCUGUUUUCUUACGCACCUUACGCAAAUUGCGCACAAACGAACGUGUUAGAGCAGUGACUAAUGUACUAGUGACUAGUAAAGCUAAUGUACGCCCUCUAAUCCUUUUUAUUCUAUAAAGAUAUUAUAAUUUUUAAAUUAUAUUUUAGUUUGUUUCGAUGUAUUUACAAUAAAGUAUGAAUUACUUACAUUACUACAUAGCAUUAGAUUGAUUCGUUAUGCUUAUGAAGAGCAGCUCAAACUGUUUUACAGAACUUCUGCAACUUAUUUUUUUUUCAAUAAUUCAAGUGAUAAUACAGACAUAAAGGAAGACACUCAGACAAUUUGAAUAAGAUACAUUAGUAAUAAAAUUUCUUUUUUAACUCAAUAUUUAAAAAAUAGGUAACUUUUCUGCUGCCAUUUAAUGCAAAUGAUUGCCAAAUAAAUUGGUUAAUGCACAAAUAGAAAAGUGCUGCUUCUCAAA